This is a messenger RNA of Drosophila takahashii, 973 nucleotides long. RefSeq names its product rab-like protein 3. The record is from RefSeq and is a predicted model, not a curated record. NCBI's taxonomy places the organism in Eukaryota, Metazoa, Arthropoda, Insecta, Diptera, Drosophilidae.
UGCCAUUUAUAAUGAGACCAACUGAAAUCAUCUUGGAAUUAAUAAUAAUAUAAUUUAGUAAACUAAUUAUAACUGAGCAGGCGAGGAUCUAAUAAUUAACUGGCCUAGACAUGCACAUUGCAUAGUAGCACUAAACUACAUAUAAGGCACUACAGCGUUAAACAAUAAAAAACGGAAAUAAGGAUAUGAAACAAAACCAGCAACAUCUCAAGGAUGUGUCCACGGUUCGCAUCCUGAUGCUGGGCGAUAGAGGAGUUGGGAAAACUAGUCUGACCAAUUUGCUGGCCAGCAGUGAAAUAACGCCCACUCCCGCCUCCCGAACCGUGGGCGAGGGAUCCUGGAAUGUCCAGGUGCGGCUGCACGAGUACCCAAACUUAAUGGACCUGCCGCCCACGCCCUCCUGGACUUCGCCCUCCUCCUCGGAGCGCUCAGAUAAAUUCCCGGAUCCCCCAUUCGCGCCCUCCGGCAGUGAUACCCUGUACUUUGUGGAGUUCUACGAUCUGAACAGCGAUCUGCGCAUGCGGCGCGAGCAGCGCGAUAAUUUCUAUAAGAACAUCGAUGGCAUUGUCCUGGUCUACAAUCUGCAGGACCUGCGCUCGCAGGACAAUCUGCACGAUUGGCUGUACGAUCCGUUGCGUCAGAUUUGCAAGCAUCGCCACCGGCGCAUGCGUCCCAUUUUGAGGCGCCAACAUGUUCCGAUCCUGGUCGUGGGCACCAGGUUGGACAAGCUGCGCCUGCGGCCAUUGCGUCGCGUUGGGGGCAUAGCCCACCAGUUGGCCGCCGACGAGAUCCUCCUCAACUGCCUGGAUCCCGAGAGUUUCGCGGACAGGAGCCGCAAUCAGGGCAAAUUGCGCGGCUUCCUCAAUCGCGUCGUCGAGUUCAAGGAGCUUUUUCCACUCUCACCUACCCGCCGGCCUUAAACAGAUCUCAGUUUAUAUUUUCUAGUUCCAUGUUGACCUUUAAUAAUACCUAU